UGGGUGGCAUCUCAUUGUUUCUUCUGUCUGUCCAGUCCCAUCAGAACAUGGAGGUGACCGGCACGCUCCAAAUGGAGCAGCACACCAAGAGCGAGCUGGCCACGAAACUCGGCCAGCUGCAGGAGAAGCUGACAGAGCUAAAGGAGCUGGUGGAGGAGAAAUAUCAAGAGGCUCAGGAGCUGCAGCAGCAGCAGGACCACUACCUUAGUCACCUUCAGCAGUACAUGGCCGCCUACCAGAAGCUCGUGGCUGCCUACCAGCAGCUGGCCAACGAGAAGGACGUCCUGCAGAAGCAGGUGCUGCUUAACACCCAGCUUGUCAACUGGAUACAGCACGAAGAAGAGCAGGGCAAGAUGGAGGUCGAGUUGGCCCGCCAAGAGCUGCUGGAAACACAGGUGAAGCUGUUAGAGCUGCAAGAGCUGGUUUUGUGGCUGGUGGAGGUGCACAACAAAUGGCGGGUGAAGCUCCAAGCACCUGCCCAGAACCCUGCUGCUGAGCCCACUAGCGCAUGCCUAGCCCCAAGGAGCCUGGCGCUGCCAGCAGCCAAGGCUGAUGACAACAAGGUGAAGAUAAUGGUGGUCUAG
Molecule: messenger RNA, 584 nt
Organism: Talpa occidentalis (Iberian mole)
Lineage: Eukaryota; Metazoa; Chordata; Mammalia; Eulipotyphla; Talpidae
Product: golgin subfamily A member 2-like
Exons: 4
Coding region: 48-584 (178 amino acids)
Biological process (GO): Golgi organization; spindle assembly
Cellular component (GO): Golgi cis cisterna; cis-Golgi network; Golgi apparatus
Source: RefSeq, a predicted model, not a curated record